Messenger RNA from Phacochoerus africanus (Common warthog), 2484 nucleotides. RefSeq names its product hes related family bHLH transcription factor with YRPW motif 2 (gene HEY2). Gene Ontology annotation, biological process: regulation of transcription by RNA polymerase II; anterior/posterior pattern specification; Notch signaling pathway. Gene Ontology annotation, molecular function: RNA polymerase II cis-regulatory region sequence-specific DNA binding; DNA-binding transcription factor activity, RNA polymerase II-specific; protein dimerization activity. The transcript is spliced from 5 exons. Lineage: Eukaryota; Metazoa; Chordata; Mammalia; Artiodactyla; Suidae. The coding region runs from base 167 to 1180 and encodes 337 amino acids. Gene Ontology annotation, cellular component: nucleus. The record is from RefSeq and is a predicted model, not a curated record.
CGCGCUGGGCUGCGGCGUGGGAAAGAGCGGCGAGGAGCCGAGUGCGCCGCCGCGGGACCGCGCUGUCGCCGGUUCCAGGGAGGAGGCAGGCAGACCGGGAGGACGCUGCAUCCAGCUCGGCGUCCCUAGUUCUGGCCGGGCUGCGCUCCGCGCGGUCUGGGCCGCGAUGAAGCGCCCUUGCGAGGAGACCACUUCUGAGAGCGACAUGGACGAGACUAUCGACGUGGGGAGCGAAAACAAUUACUCGGGGCAAAGUACUAGCUCUGUGAUUAGAUCGAAUUCUCCAACAACGACAUCUCAGAUUAUGGCAAGAAAGAAAAGGAGAGGGAUAAUAGAGAAAAGGCGUCGAGAUCGGAUAAAUAACAGUUUAUCUGAGUUGAGACGACUGGUGCCAACCGCUUUUGAAAAACAAGGAUCUGCAAAGUUAGAAAAGGCCGAAAUAUUGCAAAUGACAGUGGAUCAUUUAAAAAUGCUCCAGGCAACCGGGGGUAAAGGCUACUUUGACGCACAUGCUCUCGCCAUGGACUUCAUGAGCAUUGGAUUCCGAGAGUGCUUAACAGAAGUGGCAAGGUACUUGAGCUCCGUGGAAGGCCUGGACUCCUCCGACCCACUGCGGGUGCGCCUGGUCUCUCAUCUCAGCACCUGUGCCUCGCAGCGAGAGGCGGCGGCAAUGACUUCCUCGCUGGCCCAUCACCACCACCCCCUGCAUCCGCACCACUGGGCGGCCGCAUUCCACCAUCUCCCGGCAGCCCUGCUUCAACCCAGUGGACUCCACACCUCCGAGUCCACGCCUUGUCGCCUCUCCACCGCUUCAGAAGUGCCUCCUGCCCACGGCUCCGCCCUCCUCACGGCCACGUUUGCCCACGCAGAUUCUGCCCUUCGGAUGCCAUCGACGGGCAGCGUGGCCCCCUGCGUGCCACCUCUUUCCACUUCUCUCUUGUCCCUGUCAGCCACUGUCCAUGCGGCCGCCGCCGCAGCCACGGCAGCUGCACACAGCUUCCCUCUGUCCUUUGCUGGGGCAUUCCCCAUGCUCCCCCCAAACGCAGCUGCGGCAGUGGCAGCCGCGACCGCCAUCAGCCCCCCCUUGUCGGUAUCAGCCACGUCUAGCCCUCAGCAGACAAGCAGUGGAACAAACAGUAAACCUUACCGACCCUGGGGGACAGAAGUGGGAGCUUUUUAAGUUUUCACUGAACUUCUUGCAACAGUAACUGAAUGUCCUUAAUUUCAGAGUCAGCUCAAAACUUCUGCACCCUGAAAGUAGCCAUACAGAUUCUGCCUGCAGAUCCACAAAGGAACACUAAAGCUAAAUUUGAGACACAAACCUCACAUGUGGAAAUGUGGUAUUAUCUUUUUUCUUUUUUGACUUAAGGCAGUUUGGUAACUGACAUCAGCAACUUUCACACUCGUUUCCAUUUAGAAGUUUCCUGGAAAAUACGUGAACUAUAUUAUCCAGCAGUGCAUCAGGAUGCCUGAAUUGGGGAGGAAAAGUGCCCUGACUGAAUUCUGUUAAAGCUAGAUGGAAAACAAUAUUCAUGUUUCAUAAGUGCCUAAGCUAGUAAAGUUUUGUUUUGAACAUAAUAACAUUGCACAAAUAAAGAGUGUAGAGAUUAGAUUGAGAAAGGAAAGGGACGGAAGUCUUGCAUUUGGCUGCAGACAUUUUAAUACAGUAUCAGAGAGGAGCACUCUGUUGAAACCAACAGGUUUUUAUUGGCCAAAAGAAUUGCUGAAAAUAAUUUUCAAGUUGAAAGACCUAGUUUUAUCUUAGUUUGCUUUCUUUGUACAGACUUGCCAAGUGGUGACAUUUAGCAAUGCAUUAGUAUAAGCAAUUAUUACAUCAGUGCUCAGAUUAACAAGCAUUUCUGCCCUGCCUGCAAACCCCCAGGCACUUUUUUUCAUGGCUCAAAAUAUGGUGCAUCUUUAUAUAAACCAUAUGUUUAUAGAGUGCACCUAGAAGCAGUUGCCUACUGUGUGCCUAUCAGCCGCUCUUUGAUUCAUGCCAACUUGAAAACUCUCCAGUUUGUAAAAGUUUGGAUUAAUUUAUUCAGCUUCAUUUGGACUAUUUUUUCAUACUUAUUGUCUUCAUUUCAUCCCGAUACUGCAUAAUAUCUAUUCUUGUCACCUUUUGGGGAGCAGUUGCAUUUCUGGAGGUGAUGAGACAGGGAAAGAAUAUUGGGAAGCGCAAAGCCACGAUUUUUAAAUGUUCUUUGUCAAGCUUGUGAUUGUGUUUGAUCCCAAAUCAAGAUGAAUGUAUGCAAAUGGGAUGUACAUAAAUUAUUUUUUUCCAUGCCUAGACUAGUGCUACAUAAUGGUGUUUUGGUUUUUUUUUUGUUUUUAUUUCGUUUAUUGACAAAAUAAUCUCUUAAUACUUUGAAAUUAAGCACGUGAGAUUUUAUGUUUGAGAAAUAAAGACACAGCAUGUAUUAUGCACUUCAUUUCUCUGCUGUGUGGAGAAAGCAAUAAACAUUAUGAGAAUGUUAAACAUUA